AAAUUGUAUGCUUAUGCUAAUUCUCACAGUCUUUUUGUUUGGGUCUGUGACAGAUCUUACAAAAGAUCUUUUAGACCCAUGAUUCAUACCAAAAUUAAAGAAUUAAGUCGGAAUCAAUCUCCCACAUUGUCUCAUCUAAGAAAGGACUUGCAGACCAGCAGCCCUCCAGAUGAUGCAGUGGACACUAAUGGCCUCCUGGACCUUUGAGGAAGAUUUGAGCUGUCCGGGAAAAGCAGACAGUAUUCACUUGAUGUAUUGGAACCCACACCCAGCAUUGGGGGUGUUAAGGACAUUAAAAAAGCAGCCAAGUCUGUGCUAGACCCAGCAAAUAAAUCUCAUUUCCACCCUGUGACCCCAAGUUUAGUAUUCUUGUGCUUUAUAUUUGAUGGGUUACACAAGGCAUUGCUAAGUGUUGGUGUGAGCAAGAGGUCUAAUGUGGUUGGGAACGAGAACAAGGAAAUGGGUACUCCUUAUGCUAGCAGUUUUAAAAAUAUGCCUAAUUUUAUUGCCCUUGAGAAGUCAUCAGCUCUCUGCCACUGCUGUGGCCUUUUGAUAGGCAUUGUCGCCGGAUCAAGUGUUAAGAUUGGAACCAGCAGUCUCCAAGUUCAGAGACGAUUCAAGGCAAUGAUGGCAUCUAUUGGAAAACUUUCACAUGGUGAGAGUACUGAUCUGCUGAUCAGCUACAAUGCAGGAUCAGCCAUAGGUUGGAUCAGCUCAAGACCAUGGGUUGGAGAAUUAAUGUUGACAUUUCUGUUUGGAGAAUUUGAAUUCCCUGAAUGCAAGCUACUUGGUCAAGUCAAGCUAGUUGCUAAGAAAGCACAGAUGACAACCUGUUAUGCUGUGAGAAUGUUUCUAGAUCAGUGCAUGGAUGGCUCCACUGCUCUACCUGCCAUUGUGUCUGAGAUCCCAGUCUUUGAGGAGAAAAAAACAACGGUUAAAAAGGCACUGGGGAAGUAUUUUGAGUUUGGGAGUUUACUUGCCUCACCAUGAAUGUUCCCAAACUUAGCAACAGCAGCAAACUACUGGGCCAAGAGAAGCAACCCCACAUUUUCAAGAUUUAAAGCUCCUGGUGUUAUACCAGGAUUAGUCAUCACACUCCCUUUGCUUCAAAUAACAUCCACAUGUAAGAUCUCAAAGGGGAGCAUUGGUGGAAUCAUGGAUCCAUGCACUCAGGAAAAAAAAAAAAAAAAAAAAAAAAAAAAAAAAAAAAAAAAAAAAAAAAAAAAAUGCUGGGUGCGGCGGCUC
Molecule: messenger RNA, 1245 nt
Organism: Cebus imitator (Panamanian white-faced capuchin)
Lineage: Eukaryota; Metazoa; Chordata; Mammalia; Primates; Cebidae
Gene: EBLN2
Product: endogenous Bornavirus like nucleoprotein 2
Source: RefSeq, a predicted model, not a curated record